GAGUUAGCAUUUUAGUGCUUCCGGUUCCAUCGUCCCGAAGUCAAAAGCCUGAAGUGGUGAACACAAGCUCAAAAUAUUUUCACGUUUUAUUCUACCACAUAAAAUACACCAGUAAUACCCUACUCGUGAUUUUUUAAAGCUUUUACGUGUAUUUGGAAAAGGCGGUUGCUAAAUGGGACUACAGACGUUGUCUGAGACAUUAAACGUCCUCACGCCGAACAGGAAAAAACUUUGCAGAUAAACUGGUUCAGCUAGUAAGGAAACAUCUGAGAUUCAGUCAUGUCCCGGUCGAAUUCACAUCAUUGUAUAUCCUCACAGGCAGCAGCGACGCCCAGAAAAAAGACCAGAACAAAGAAGCAUAAGAAAGAACGAAAGAAACGCAGAUCGUCAUCGUCCUCCAGUGAGGAUCAGGGGACAGAGGACAGAGAGAGACGCAGAAGCAGUCGCAGGGACAAAAACAAGCAUGCUUGUUGUUACGACGCUUCUACUGAGUGCACAGAAACCAGUGAUAAUGAUUAUGAGAUGCAGAUAGUUGAGGAGCUGCAUCUGGCUCGCUCCAACAGACAACUGCACGUGAAGGUGGAGAAGAGUUACGGAGAGCUGACCAGCAUGGACGUAGACCCGGCAGACGAGAGCGCCACCAUUGCACUCAGUCAGAAACAGCAGCAGGACCUCCUCAUUGUGCUCGACACCAAUGUUCUCCUCAGCCACCUGGACUUUGUGAAGAGGAUUAGACCCCAUGGACUUGGAGCUCUGGGGUUCCCGACGCUGCUGGUUCCCUGGGUGGUUCUACAGGAGCUGGACUCGUUAAAAAGCAGGAAACUGUCAAAGGCCAGCUGUGGACUACAUCUACACCUCCCUGAAGAACCAGGAGCUGCGUCUCUGGAGCCAGUCCAUGCAGCAAGUGUCUCAUGCUGCCUGCUGAACGUGGAGGAUAAUGACGAUCUGGUGCUGCAGUGCUGUCUCCAGUACAAGACGUUGUAUCCAGAGGGCACUAUCAUGCUGUGCACAACGAAAGACCUUCAGUCAGAAGCAGCAGUUUGCCAGGAUGGACGACUGGAGUGUCAGGAUGCCACCGAUGUUAGUGGAGUACUUCGCCACGCUAUGCCAAGAGGCGGAGGAGUACCAAGCUGUGCUACGAAAGCAGCAGGACGCCAGGAAUUACCUGGCCUUCAACUCACCUCCCAUGUUCAUGACGGACUACGCCAUGCCACACCAACAGGAGGGGGAGUCUGCGGUCAGGGCUAAUACCAUCUCCCACCCUCCCUCCCCUAUUAUGGAUCUCAUUCAGCCUGCCCGCUCUGCCGAGGACGUCGCUCCGCCUUCCUGUUCCGCCGAGGACAUCGCUCCAUCUUCCUGCUCGGCCGAGGUGGUCGCUCCGCCUUCCUGCUUAGCCGAGGUCGUCGCUCCGCUGUCCUGCUCGGCCGAGGUCAUCGCUCCGCCGUCCUGCUUUGAGGAGGACGUCGCUCUGCCUCCAUGUUCAGCUGAAGACGUCAUUCCUCUUUUUUGCUGCGUGCCAUAUGUCACUCCCCCUUCCUGCUCCACGGAGGACAUCAUUCCCCUCUCAUGCUCCACGGAGAACCUCGCUCCUCUCCCAGGCCUCGCGGGGAACUUCGCUCCCCUCUCCUGUCCUGCGGAGGUAGUUGUCCCGCUGUCCUGCCAUGCAGACUUCGCUCUGAGCUCCAGGCCCGCUGGGGGCGUUGCACCUUUUUUUUGCUCCGCUGAGGAGGCCAUACAGUCUCCUGGUUCUUGGGACAUUUUACGCAGGGGGUCUGGACCGCCAGAUGGAGGGGGUGCAUGUUUGGGCGCUCCGGGAGUAGCGCCCUGGGGCGGGUUCUGUCAUGUAUCAGGAAACUCUGGACUCCAGUUCCCAUCAGCCACUGCACUACAUGUACAUGACCACCUGCACCUGAUUCACGUUUCUGUUAAUGAGCACUCUUGUAUAUAUAGCCACUGUCUGCACUAUUUAUCUGUCUUUCGUUGUCUUAGACUUCCGUGUUCCAGGUCACUGCAUUUUGUUUCAUGCCAUAGUGGUUUGCCUAGUUGUCUUAGUGUCUUUGGUUUGUUGUGUAUUUGUUUAAUAAACGUUCUUAUCUGCGAUUGCUUCCGAACCCAUCCUUGAUUCAUGACACAAACUUGCAUCUCUGCUUGAUUAUUUGGAUGAAAUAAAGGUGUAGAUGGCAUCCAGUUUUUUGCAGCUUAAUGAGUUGAAAUCUGAAAUGGUGUUUUUUGGUCCAUCAAAGUUAGCCAGACAGCUUUCUCUACAUCUGGGCCCUUUAGCCACCAUUGUUAGGAAUGUUUGGUGAGGAACCCUGGUGUGAUUUUUUGAUUCUGAGGUGAAAUGUGAAAAACAAAUAAAUUUUCCAAGAAUCCUU
Molecule: messenger RNA, 2375 nt
Organism: Ictalurus punctatus (channel catfish)
Lineage: Eukaryota; Metazoa; Chordata; Actinopteri; Siluriformes; Ictaluridae
Product: transcriptional protein SWT1
Exons: 9
Coding region: 280-1248 (322 amino acids)
Cellular component (GO): nucleus
Source: RefSeq, a predicted model, not a curated record